CAGGUUGUGCAUCAUUUUGACAAGUUACAUACUAUUACACGUGAUAUUUAAAUAAUAAUUCUUGUAAAGUAUAAGAAUGGACGCAUAUGAUAUUUUUAAGAAACUAGCUGUUGGAUCAAAAUUCAACAUGCAACGCUUUCAAUCAGAUGCAGAAAAAUUCAAGUUAAUUAAUAAGCAAACUAAAAAUGUACCUAAUGAUGAAGUAGAAACAAAUGGAUUUGUCGAUGUUUGUUCUAAAACAUCUCUUAAAAGAAAAUAUGAGGAUGCCGAGGAAGAAAAGAAAAUUGAUACUUUAACAUUAAUUAAAGGAAUGUCUGUUCCUGUAGAUGGAAGUAAAGUAAAAACCAAAAUGAAUAAAAAUUCUAUGACGGAAGCUAAAAAAAUUAAGUUGGAACGUGAACAGAUUAAUCAAUUUCGUAAUCAGCAUCAUAUAUCAGUCACUGGUUCUCAUGUACCUAAAUCUAUAGCUACAUUUGAUGAAUUAUUAACAGAAUAUCAAGUAUCUAAAAAAUUAUUAAAUAAUAUGAAAGAAUGUGGUUAUGAACAACCAACACCUAUCCAAAUGCAGGCUAUACCUGUUUUAUUACAGAGCAGGCAAUUAUUAGCUUGUGCCCCAACAGGCUCAGGAAAAACAGCAGCUUUUUUAUUACCAAUCAUUCAUCAUUUGAAUGCUCCACAAAAACAAGGCUUUCGAGCUAUUAUUCUAAGUCCUACUAGAGAAUUAGCUAAACAAACAUAUAGAGAAUGUUUACGGCUUAGUGAAGAUUAUGGCUUUAGAAUACAUAUUAUUAGUAAAAUUAAUCAAGCACUUUCUAAAUAUGGCCCUAAAAGUUCACAAAAAUUUGAUAUAUUAAUUACUACACCAAAAAGAUUAGUAUUUUUAUUGAAACAGGAACCACCUGCCAUUUCCCUAGCUAAUGUACAAUGGUUAAUAGUAGAUGAAGCUGAUAAGCUUUUUGAAGAUGGAAUGCGAGGUUUCAGAGAUCAAUUAGAAGCAAUUUCAACGGCAUGUACAAACUCUAAUUUACAUCGUGCAUUGUUUAGUGCAACAACAACACCUGCAGUAACAAAAUGGUGUCGCAAAAAUCUCAAAGGUCUUAUCACUGUUACUGUGGGUCAAAGAAAUUCUGCUGUAGAUCUUGUAGAACAAGAAUUAUUAUUUGUUGGUAGUGAAAGAGGAAAACUUGUGGCUAUUAGAAAUAUUAUACUAAAGGGUAUUGCACCUCCAGUACUAGUAUUUGUACAAAGCAAGGAAAGAGCUCAAGAACUUUUUAGUGAACUUAUUUAUGAUGGCAUAAAUGUUGACGUUAUUCACGCUGAUCGAACUCAGACACAGAGAGAUAAUGUAGUACGUUGCUUUAGAGAAGGAAAAAUAUGGGUGUUAAUAUGUACAGAAUUAAUGGGUAGAGGUAUUGACUUCAAAGGUGUGAAUCUUGUAAUUAAUUAUGAUUUUCCACCAACUACUAUUUCAUAUAUACAUAGAAUAGGUAGAACUGGUCGAGCUGGUCAUAAAGGAAAAGCAAUUACAUUUUUUACAGAACAAGAUACAACAAACUUGAGAAGUAUUGCAACAGUUAUGCGUGCAUCGGGUUGUGAUGUUCCAGAAUAUAUGCUUGCUAUGAAAAAACAUAGUAAAAAAGAAAGGCGAAAACUUGAACGAACUGCUCCCGAACGGGAUACUAUAUUAACAGUACCGAAAUAUAAGCAACAUGUAACAAAAAAGUUGCAUAAAAAAAAUGCUGUAAAUAUUAAAAAAGUUACAAAAAACUCACACUAAAUAUAUCAAUCAGAGAUAUUAAAUAUGCAAAUUUCAUUUUAUUAUAAUAUAUGUCAUGGAAACAAGAUUUGAUAUUGAUUAUAUAUACAUUUUUAUAUGACCAAUAAUAAAAAAUAUAUAAUCUUUUCAAUAUAUUGAAAUAGAAAAAUAACGUAUUUAUAACUAUCAAUAUAAUAUUCUGUUAUGUUUCACAUAGCCAAUCACAAGGCAACUUUGGCAUCUUAUUGGCUGGCCAUGGCAAGUAACCAGCAGUUUUAAAUAUCCAAUAAUCAUAAGAAACUUUAGCUAUUAGACUUAUCAGUAAUAUCACUUCAGUAGCAAUUAUAUAAUAAAUAUAAUCAGUCCAAUCUCCAGGAUAGACACACAUCUUUGAUGGCUCUAAAUCAACCACCUUUUCUUUUACAUUUUCACAUAAAACUUCAUCUGAAUCUAAUAUACGUGUUUGCAGCCACACCUAAAUAUCAAAAUAUAAAAUUAAUGAUAAAAUAUAUUAGAAAUAAAAUUAUCUUAUAAUCUCUUUCUUACCUUUAAAUAUUUAGCAGUAUUACAAUCACAAUGCAAUUCAUUUCCACCAAGUUUAACUAAUCGAGAACUUCCAAAACUUUUGUCAUGUACAUUCAGACUUAAAAUAUAAGUUGGAAGCUGCAAGAUCAAAAUACUGCAUAGUUACAGAUAAUAAAAUAUAUACAUUCAUUAUAAACAUAAUUAACAAAAUAUUACCGAUUUAAUUUUAUUAUAUCUUAAACUGAGUAAUGCAUAAUUGUCUAAAAACUUGGAACCUUCUAAUUUAUUGAUUGAUGAUAUGUUAUUAUAGUCAGCAUAAAAUUCACGUAUAUCUUCAUAAGAUGGAUUGGUACUCAAAUCAUCUAAUACUGUGAUCUAUGAAUAAGAUUAAAAUAAGAAGUAACAAAUUUUUUUUUUAGUAAUAGAUGAAGAAAUAUUAAAUACAUACAUUGUUAUAAGAAACAUUUAGUGCUAUAGUGUUGCGUGGUAAUUUAUCCGGUAAUUCUGUUAAUUGUAUACCACUGCAAUCUACAUUUACUGCUAAUGUAGGUGGUUUUCCUUCAACUAUAUCUAAUCUUCUAAAAUUACAUUGACAUUGCCAAGUAUCACCUUUUGGACACUCUGUCUGCAACUAAAUAUAAAAUAAUUUUUAUGAUCUGUAUUACAUAGAAAUAUAUAUAUAUAUUUUUUUAAAUAAUUCAUAAAUAAACAAUAAAAAAUAAUUAAUA
Vespula pensylvanica (western yellowjacket) is the source of this 3009-nucleotide messenger RNA. It is a transcript of the gene ais, whose product is annotated as probable ATP-dependent RNA helicase DDX52. The transcript is spliced from 11 exons. The record is from RefSeq and is a predicted model, not a curated record. The coding region runs from base 77 to 1777 and encodes 566 amino acids. Lineage: Eukaryota; Metazoa; Arthropoda; Insecta; Hymenoptera; Vespidae. Gene Ontology annotation, molecular function: nucleic acid binding; RNA helicase activity; ATP binding. Gene Ontology annotation, biological process: maturation of SSU-rRNA. Gene Ontology annotation, cellular component: 90S preribosome.